AUGGGAGGGAUGCGGGCAGUGCAGAGGACCGCCUACAUCAUGGGUUGCGUGCACGCUCCCCGGAAAGGCCUGUCCCACUUGGCUCUGUCCCACCACCACAGCGUCUCCACCUGGCUGAAGCUGACGUCUGAGGACACGAAGGAGCAGACCUACAAACUGGUCGAGAAGAGCCUGACUCCCUCACGAAUUGGGCUGGUCCUCAGAGACUCACGUGCUGUUACACAGUACAUUCUGGGACAGGCAGUAAAAUCCUGA
Rangifer tarandus platyrhynchus (Svalbard reindeer) is the source of this 255-nucleotide messenger RNA. NCBI's taxonomy places the organism in Eukaryota, Metazoa, Chordata, Mammalia, Artiodactyla, Cervidae. The record is from the annotation of a GenBank genome assembly.